Lacerta agilis (Sand lizard) is the source of this 1119-nucleotide messenger RNA. Its product is annotated as tetraspanin-3-like. The record is from RefSeq and is a predicted model, not a curated record. Gene Ontology annotation, cellular component: membrane. The coding region runs from base 301 to 1113 and encodes 270 amino acids. NCBI's taxonomy places the organism in Eukaryota, Metazoa, Chordata, Lepidosauria, Squamata, Lacertidae. The transcript has 2 exons.
CAUCGCCACUACGACCACAAGCUCCCAUUCCUGGGAGGUGAGAUGACCCUGGUUCCUGCGACAGCCAAAUAAUCUGACCUGACAUAAGAAAACUCCUGAUACCUAUUUAAAUUGGCACUGGACCGUAUAUUUUUCCAGAAUGAGGACCACACAGAGCUAUCAGCACUAGGGCUUGCCACUUGCUAAUUAACCAGGGAUUUGGUAUAGGCCGUGCAUAUCACCUGCCCAGAAAUAUGGAGAGACCUCCACAGAAUGUGAGACUGAGAUUUUGAGCGGCUACAGUGAAGAUUGCUUCCAAAAAUGAAACGGGUACAGCUUAAUCCCAGCUUUAACCCUUCCUUAAUGUGCAUAACAGAGUCCUGGAGCAGAGCCUUAGCUAAAGUUGUGUUGACCCUCCUUGGCUUCUUCCUCUGGGGAGCUGCUGUGGCUUUAGUCUUUGGUGGCGCGUUUGUAAUCCUCACCUACAGAAGCUACGGAGUCUUCUUUCAGAACAGAUUCUUCCUUGUGCCAGGUUGGCUGGCUAUUGUGGCUGCUCUUCUGCUGGUCCCCACCGGUGCUUUGGCUAUAUGCGCCCCAGUUAAGAACUCUCGCCAUCACCAGGGGACUUUGAUGUACUUGCUGUUGGUCCUUCUCUGCCUAGAGGCAUCUUCAACCGUCAUGACCCAUGUCUACUGUGUCAAAGCGGGCCAUCAACUGAAAAACAGCAUGGACCAUAUCUUUCUCCAAUACAACAGAACUGCUCCACACCACCGUGGCAACAGGGCUGUUGAUGCAAUCCAUAAGCAGCUGAAGUGCUGCGGAAUCGACAACUACACUGACUGGAUAGCGGCGCUGCCAACUCACCUCCAAGCUGGGCAUGUCUUUGCCCCCGAAAGCUGUUGCAAAGAGGCUUACUUGGACUGCAGGGGUGAUGUAAGCCAGCUGGAGAAGCUGUUUAAGGAAGGCUGUCUUCAGAAACUGAAAGAGAGGCUGCAUUUUGUUAUGGGAUAUAUGGCUUGGUGUUGUAUGGUGGUGGUUUGGUUGGAGAUGCUGGCUGCUCUUAGCAAUGGAAUACUUAUGAAGGAACAGCCACUCCAAGACUUCCAAAUUCUUGAUUCUGCUGCUUUCUCAUAGGCAACA